AGUUGUAUUCUGAACUGAUAAAAUGCGAAUUUCUCGAAUGCGCUGUUGCGUUGUCGGCAAAGUAAUCAUAAAUAGCAAAUCUGUAAUGCGCGUAAAUACCGUUUACGGGCCGGUAAAAUUGCAUGCCCCCCCCCGAGUUAUGGUUUACGGGGCGGGCGUGGCUAUCUUCUGGUUGUUUAUCCACAUCUAGGCGGCUGGCUUUUCGAAUCCCGAUAUGAAUUCCCCGGAGACGUUACCGGUCCCGUCCAUGUACACCGUGAGAGCGGCCAUUAUUCUGGACCAAGAUGGACGACGACUCUUGGCAAAAUAUUACGACGAUACGUUUCCAUCUUUGGCAGAGCAGCGGGAAUUCGAGAGACGGAUUUUUCUCAUGAGUCAGAGAUCUGAAUGUGAAGUUGUGCUUGUAGAUGGUGUGACCGCUCUGUGCCAACGUUUAUGUGACAUUACCUGUUACAUUGUUGGUGGCCCCCAGGAGAAUGAGCUGUUGCUUCUCUCAGCCCUGACGUGUUUAAGCGAGAGCCUGUGUCGCAUGCUUCGCACAAACGUGGAUCGGACACUGCUUUUGGAAAACAUGGAUACAGCCUGUUUGAUCCUUGAUGAGAUAAUAGAUCAGGGAGUCAUUUUGGAGAGCGAAUCUGACAAAGUUGUUCAAAGACUCAGCUUUAAGACAAUAUCCGAGCCAGCGUUUGGCUUUGUGCUGUUUGAUUAUCUCACAGGCAACGGUGAAUCGAGCGACUCCAAAAAAAGAACAGACGUAGAUUAGCAAUGAGUAGAACUCUGUAACCUAUAAAAUAUAUAAAACACCGUGUUUUCAUUUUCCUGUAAAUCCUAUAUGAUUCUAAGGCAAAGAAACAAAGGUCUCUACACUAAAUCACACAAACUGCGGAUGUUCUCUGCGAUGUACUGUUAUGUUUAAGAUUAUUGCCAGUGGUUUUUUCCUUGGAAGAAGAAGAAGUUUGAAAUAAAACAUUGCUUAAAAAAAA
Molecule: messenger RNA, 983 nt
Organism: Spea bombifrons (plains spadefoot toad)
Lineage: Eukaryota; Metazoa; Chordata; Amphibia; Anura; Pelobatidae
Gene: COPZ2
Product: COPI coat complex subunit zeta 2
Exons: 8
Coding region: 215-763 (182 amino acids)
Biological process (GO): intra-Golgi vesicle-mediated transport; intracellular protein transport; retrograde vesicle-mediated transport, Golgi to endoplasmic reticulum
Cellular component (GO): COPI vesicle coat
Source: RefSeq, a predicted model, not a curated record